Messenger RNA from Marmota flaviventris (yellow-bellied marmot), 1850 nucleotides. It is a transcript of the gene Pus10, whose product is annotated as pseudouridine synthase 10. Gene Ontology annotation, biological process: tRNA pseudouridine synthesis. Lineage: Eukaryota; Metazoa; Chordata; Mammalia; Rodentia; Sciuridae. The record is from RefSeq and is a predicted model, not a curated record. Gene Ontology annotation, molecular function: RNA binding; pseudouridine synthase activity.
CAUCCCCACACCACCGAGGAGUGACAUUUGUGUGUAUGGAAACUAAUUUUAAAAGAUCUCGUGGUGUAAGACAGGUGUGAUCAUUUUGUUAUAAUUAAGCAUGUUUCCACUGACUGAGGAAAAUAAGCUUGUGGCUCAGUUGUUGUUCGGUACUGGCACCUGUCCAAGAUGUAUCUUCAGAUUCUGUGGCGUGGAUUUUCAUGCACCAUACAAACAUUCAUAUGAGGAGUUGCUUAAUGAUAUACAGAAAUUUCUGAAAGCUGAAAAAGAUGAAUUAAUUUUGGAAGUUCCAAACCCACCUCUCAAGAAAAUUCGGCUUCAAGAACUGGAAGAUGGGAUUGAUAAUCCGAGUCAAAAUGGGGAGAACAAGAUCUCUGUUAUUGAAGAUGGGAGCAUUGCUUCCCCAAACUCAAAUUUAAAUGUAAAUGUAUGCAAUGUUUGCCUAGGAAUUCUUCAAGAAUUCUGUGAGAAAGAGUUCAUUAAAAAGGUGUGUCAAAAGGUUGAGGCCUCUGGGUUUGAAUUCACAAACUUGGUAUUUUCAGUCUCCUUCCCACCACAGCUCUCUGUAAGAGAGCAUGCUGCAUGGUUGCUGGUAAAACAGGAAAUGGGAAAACAGAGUCUGUCACUGGGAAGAAAUGAUAUAGUUCAGCUAAAAGAAGCCUACAAAUGGAUAACAUACCCCCUGUUUUCAGAGGAACUGGGUGUUCCCAUUGAUGGAAAGAGCUUGUUUGAAGUGAGUGUGGUCUUUGCUCACCCAGAAACAGUUGGGGAUUGCCACUUCCUAGGUAAAAUUUUACCAGACUGUUUCAAGCCAGCCAAAAAUAAGCAGUCGGUAUUCACUAGAAUGGCAGUUAUGAAAGCUUUGAAUAAGAUAAAAGAAGAGGAUUUCCGCAAGCAGUUUCCUUGUCCUCCAAACUCACCAAAGGCUGUUUGCACUGUUCUUGAAAUUGAAUGUGCUCAUGGUGCUGUUUUUGUGGCUGGGAGAUACAAUAAAUAUUCCAGGAAUCUACCACAAACUCCUUGGAUAAUUGAUGGAGAAAGGAAGCUGGAAUCUUCAGUGGAAGAAUUAAUUUCAGAUCAUCUGCUGACAGUAUUCAAAGCAGAGAGUUUUAAUUUCUCAUCCUCUGGAAGAGAAGAUGUAGAUGUGAGAACAUUAGGAAAUGGAAGGCCCUUUGCAAUUGAGCUGGUGAAUCCUCAUAGAGUACAUUUCACUUCACAAGAAAUUAAGGAACUUCAGCAGAAAAUUAAUAAGUCAUCUAACAAAAUCCAAGUACGUGACUUGCAGCUUGUUUCAAGAGAGGCAAUAGGACAUAUGAAAGAAGGUGAAGAAGAAAAGACUAAGACCUAUAGUGCCUUAAUAUGGACAAAUAAAGUAAUACAGAAGAAAGACAUCGAAUUUCUGAAUGAUAUAAAGGACCUAAAGAUUGACCAGAAAACCCCUCUACGGGUCCUUCACCGAAGACCCUUGGCUUUGAGAACUCGUGUCAUCCACUCUAUGGAGACACACUAUGUGGAUGAACAUCAUUUCCGCCUUUAUCUGAAGACUCAAGCUGGAACCUACAUUAAAGAGUUUGUACAUGGAGACUUUGGGAGAACCAGGCCAAACAUUGGCUCUCUGAUGAAUGUGACUGCUGACAUUCUUGAGCUGGAUGUGGAGUCUGUAGACGUUGACUGGCCACCUGCUCUGGAUGACUAGCUUUCGGAUUUGGAGAUAAAGAGUAGGGUUUUCUUGGCAUGAUGUGGACAUCCAUGCAACAUACCCUGUAAAAUGGCUGUUUACUCACCAUAACGGUGUCUUGGAAACCAUUUGGAUCAUGUUGAUCUAUUUUUAAAUUUGUUAUAACAUCUCA